Molecule: messenger RNA, 736 nt
Organism: Antrostomus carolinensis (chuck-will's-widow)
Lineage: Eukaryota; Metazoa; Chordata; Aves; Caprimulgiformes; Caprimulgidae
Gene: EPCIP
Product: exosomal polycystin 1 interacting protein
Exons: 1
Coding region: 62-736 (224 amino acids)
Source: RefSeq, a predicted model, not a curated record
CCAAAUUAUAUAAUUCACUGAGUAAAAGGAGGAGACACUUGGCAGCUUGGCACCAGUACUAAUGAAGCCAAUAGCCUUCUCCGCUUUCUCCUUUUGGCUGGCUCUCAUUUUGGCUGGCUUCCUUGGCAUACACAUCACUGGCAGUUCUGUGAGAAGUCAGAAGAACCAUACGCUGAUUUUCACCAAGGAAAACACAAUUCGCAACUGCAGCUGCUCGGCAGAUAUCUGUGAUUGUGAUUACUGCCUGGCAAACUUGAUGUGCAAUUGCAAAACAGUGCUGCCUUCUACCAUGGAAAUAACUACCUACAAUAGCCACCUGACCAUUUGGUUCACAGAUAUCUCUGUGCUGGAGAUGCUCCUCAACUUCACAAGGGUGUGGGAUUUGAAGCUGUCUUUCUGUGGCACCACUCCUCUUCCAACAGAAUACUUGGCCAUUUGGGGACUUCGAAAGCUCCGGGUAAACAAGGUCAAGGGACAAUUUCCAGAGCAGAGUGUAACCAUCUACAGCAGCAGCAACAAUGAAAAAGAAUAUUCACUUGUGGUGCACAGAGACAAGCAAAUGCUCGUACAUGUUUCUUUUCUGGAUACCUCGCUUUUCAAUGGAUAUUCUUUGCUGAAGUCGUACAGUGUGGAAAACAUCUCUAGUAUCACAAAGCACUUUCCCAGCCUGCUGUACUCUGAUUCAGUCUUCUCAGCCUCAGAUAACAAGAGCUAUGUUGUAACGUUCAUUUACUGA